Molecule: messenger RNA, 1456 nt
Organism: Paramacrobiotus metropolitanus
Lineage: Eukaryota; Metazoa; Tardigrada; Eutardigrada; Parachela; Macrobiotidae
Product: cathepsin B-like
Exons: 8
Coding region: 229-1245 (338 amino acids)
Biological process (GO): regulation of catalytic activity
Cellular component (GO): lysosome
Molecular function (GO): cysteine-type endopeptidase activity
Source: RefSeq, a predicted model, not a curated record
CAUUUUCUGCACGAUUAUGCACAGUUUGAAAUAUUUGUAAUCAGAUAGAAAUUUGCUGGUUCAACGUCCGUGGGGAACAUCACAAGGUCUGAUUCAUAUUUAAGGAAUUCUGCGCCCGGCAGACGUCUUUCAGUCGGCGUUGCCCGCGCGAAAACAAGUCUGCAGUAUUUAUUGCGUUAGAAAUCUCUGGAUGCUCGGUGCAGGUGGUUUGGACGCGACACGUUCACGAUGAAGGUUUUAGUUGUUCUGGUCGUUUUAGCCGUGGCCUGCAGUGGCGCACUGGCCCGCAGGAAGGCGGUGAAGAAACUGCCUCAUCAUCAGCCAUUUUCAGCUGAUUUGAUUAGUUACAUCAAUGAGCUGAACACCACAUGGCGAGCUGGCCGCAGCUACAUGGACCAUCUGCCGUUGCACCAAGUGAAGCGCAUGUGCGGUACCAUUCUGGGCGGACCCCGUCCCCCGGUGAUGCUGCACGCCAAGAACGGCUACAAGGAUCUGCCCAAGGACUUCGACGCCCGCACGCAGUGGCCCAACUGCCCCACCAUCCAGGAGGUGCGCGACCAGGGCGCCUGCGGAUCCUGCUGGGCAUUCGGUGCCACCGAAGCCAUGUCCGACCGUAUCUGUGUCCAUUCCAAGGGGAAAAUCAAUGUUCAUGUGUCGGCCAUUGAUUUGGUCACCUGUUGUCAUCGAUGCGGAUUCGGGUGUGACGGUGGUUUCCCCGGUUCCGCCUGGGACUACUGGGUGUCGGACGGUCUGGUGAGCGGUGGUAACUACAACAGCAACCAGGGCUGCCGACCCUACACGAUCCAGUCAUGCGAGCACCACAUCAACGGCUCCCUGCCGCCCUGCGGACCCACCCAGGACACGCCGUCCUGCGAUCAGAAGUGCGAGCAGAGCUUUAACGACACCUACAAGCACGAUAAACAUUUCGGUGGUAAAUCCUACUCAGUUAACUCGGAUCCCACCCAGAUCCAGAUGGAAAUCUUCACCAACGGCCCGGUGGAAGCCGCCUUCACCGUGUACGCUGACUUCCUCAGCUACAAAUCAGGUGUGUACCAGCACAAGAGCGGUGCGGAAUUGGGCGGUCACGCCGUGAAGAUCCUGGGUUGGGGUGAGGAAGACAGCACGCCCUACUGGUUGGUGGCCAAUUCGUGGAAUCCCGACUGGGGUGAUAAGGGCUUUUUCAAGAUCCUCCGCGGAUCCGACCACUGCGGUAUUGAGAGCGAAAUCACCGCUGGAUUACCUUAAAUGAUGCCAGUGCAGCACUGCAGCGUGAUCUUAAUGUUUCAUCGAGAAAUGGUUGUCAGUUUCGAUAUCGGCUUGUGAUAGUGUUUUGUCUCUUUUACGGAAUUCUUCUAACAAUGUUUUUACUGCUUUCGGAUCAUGUCCGGAAGGUUUUUUAGUAUCGCAUGGUUUCUUAGUUUUAUAAGUUUUCUGUCAUUAAAACAAGCGAAAGAAA